AUGGUAAGAGACUUAAACGUAGAUGUUUAUUGCUCCAUCCAAUGUCGUUAUCCAUCGACAGCAAAAGCCGUUCUAUUGUCGUCCCUGGGUCAAGGUCUCCGUCGGGGCUCACUAAUCAUCUUCGACGAAGGAAAUUCUUACCGUUUCGGCAACUUAGUCCCGGGCGGAGACGCAGAUUCCGUCGUUAUUCAAGUGAAGUCCCCAAAUUUUUGGACUCGGAUCUAUCUGAGUCAUGACCUUGGGUUUGCUGAAGCUUAUAUGAGCGGCGACUUCGAAGUCGGCAGCCUCAAAACAAUGCUUGCUUUGUGGCUAGAUAACCGUACCCAUCUCAGCGAGCUUUCAUCCUUUUGGAAUCGCUGCUCAGUCGUUCUGUCAUCUUUAUAUAUACGUUAUCUUGGCCAGUCCUUGAGUAAUGCCAAACUGAAUGUCAUUACAGGCUACGACGUCGACAAUGAAUUCUUUAAGUCCUUCCUAAGCCGUGAUAUGACUUACUCAUGUGCAAUCUGGCCCGAAAGCGCAGGCGGCGUCCGCGGAGAUCUAACAGACAAAUGGCAGGAGGAAGACUUGGAAGUAGCGCAACUUCACAAGAUCCGUAACCUGCUAAAGAAGGCCCGGCUCCGUCCAGGAGAUCGUCUAUUAGAGUUCGGUACUGGUUGGGGAGCUCUUGCAAUCGAGGCGGCAAAAAUGGGAUGCGAAGUAGAUACGCUGACGCUGUCUGUGAACCAGAAAGCGGUUGCAGAACAAAGAAUAGCUGCGCUAUCAUUGCAAGAACGAGUGCGUGUCCACCUGCUGGACUAUCGGAAGAUGCCAAGUGAUUUCGAACACGCGUUUGACGCGUUUAUCAGCGUCGAGAUGGUGGAGGCAGUCGGUGCCAUGCACCUCGGGAACUUUUUCAAGAUUCUUGACUGGGCGCUGAAGCCUCGCCGUGCUGCUGCUGUCAUCACGGCUACGACCCAGCCCGAGUGGCGUUUUAAAGUUUUUCAACCGGACGACUAUGCCAGACGAUAUCAGUGGCCCAAUUCUUUUAUUCCCUCUGCGACAUAUUUCCUGCAGGUUGCUGAAACUGCGACUCAAGGGCGUCUCGCUGUCGAGAGCGUAGAGAACUUUGGAUCUCGACAAUGCAUGUUCAUACAUAAUUUUCUUUUCGAUUAUCCUCGGACACUGCGUGAAUGGGGAAGACGUUUUUCACGGAACUGGGGAAACGAGGAGGUUAUGGCUUCACUGACGAAAAGCCAACCACAGUUAUUGAGGGUGCCAGGCGCCCUGGAGGCCUUCAAACGCAAAUGGGAGUAUCUGUGGGUGUACGCGGAAGUCGGGUACGCUCGUGCGUAUACGUCAAUGCAUCAUUUUACAUUCAUGCGUCCCGAGUUUGUCUCUGUUCCUUGCGAUUGAUACUACUCGGAUGAUCUGCCGUCACAGAGAUGUAGAGAAAUCAAGAUGUGGAUGGGAAACAAUGGCAACAAGCAUGUAUAUCUCAUGGUAACUUAUCGAUUCCCUCGCGGCGGAAUUAGGGAUGACAAUAUAGUAGGGUAGUCAUAGUAUCAUCAGAGAUGAUAGAAAUCCUUGGUUCAUCAGAAAUUUUAGAACGUACUUACAAUUGGACGGGAGAGAUUCAGGUGGAUUUACUUAAAGGGUGAAAGUGACAAAGGAAACAGCGGAUCAAAAACAGAACCAAUGGUUACGAUAUAGACAGAUCCUGACAGAUCUCUCGCUCUCGAAUGUGUUCGAAGGUUCUUGGAAGUUUGCGUCAAGAUGGAUAAGAUAAGAUAUAUUUGUUCGUGUGACGCCAUC
Molecule: messenger RNA, 1791 nt
Organism: Desarmillaria tabescens
Lineage: Eukaryota; Fungi; Basidiomycota; Agaricomycetes; Agaricales; Physalacriaceae
Product: CFS1-like protein
Exons: 11
Coding region: 1-1392 (463 amino acids)
Biological process (GO): lipid biosynthetic process
Source: RefSeq, a predicted model, not a curated record